GCCACCAGUGGGUCAAUGGCUGUGUGAAUGUGUUUGAAUAAUAUCAUCAGAAAAUUGCAUUAAUGUAAAUGUAGCAGUGUAUGUCAAUGAAUAACUGAGACACAGCUGUGUCAGACAGAGAAGUUUGGACUUUCCAGGGAUGAAACCUGUUGUCUGCUGUGUUUUCUCUUCCUCUUCACCACUUCAUGUCACCACAGAGGGAAAGACUCAAUAACUGAGAUGGAUCUGCAUGAUGCAAAAGGGAAAUUAUUUGCUGUCAGUGUGCUGCUGCUCACACUGUACCACAGCAACACUGCUGCUGUCAGCCUGAAGGAACAUCUGGAUGACUGUCUGAAGGACAAAGACUACGAGGAGCUGCUGCACACCGUGAAGGCCGGCCUCCCUCUCAUAAACUCAUCCCAUCAUGUUGUUAUCGUCGGAGCUGGCAUCGCUGGACUGACUGCUGCCAAGCUACUGCGAGAGGCGGGACACGAGGUGACCAUAGUAGAAGCAAGUGAUCGUGUUGGAGGACGGGUGCAGACCCACAGGAAUGAAGAAGAGGGCUGGUACGUUGAACUGGGAGCCAUGAGGAUCCCGAGUGAUCACCGAAUCGUCCACUGGUUUGCUGAAACAUUCGGGGUCAAGCUGAAUGAAUUCAUCAUGGAUGACCCCAACACCUUUUACUUGGUCAAUGGGUUGCUGAAGAAGAACAGAGAUGUGCAAAAAAACCCUGACAUUCUGGAGUACAAAGUGCGGGAUGAUGAGAAAGGGAUGUCAGCCGACAAACUGGUACAACGAGCUUUGCAGAAGGUGAAAGAUGAAGUGAUAAAGAAUGGCUGCAAGGCUGCACUGAAAAAAUAUGACCGUUAUUCUGUGAAGGAUUAUCUGAAAGAAGAAGGAGGUCUGAGUCCAGAGGCAUUGAGGAUGGUAGGAGACCUGCUUAACGAACAGAGCCUUAUGUUCAUAGCGCUGACUGAGAUGAUCUAUCUCCAGAGUGACAUCAAUGACCACACAAAGUAUGCAGAAGUGACUGGUGGGUCCGACCUUCUUCCCAGAGCUUUUCUUACUGUCCUCGAUGACCUCCAUGUCCCAAUUCUCCUAAACUCCAAGGUCAAACGCAUCAGCCAGUCAGAUAAAGGUGUGAUCGUAUCAUACCAGACCAACAAACAACCUUCUUUUCCAGACCUUCAUGCUGAUAUUGUUCUGGUAACAACCACAGCCAAAGCUGCCCUUUUCAUGGACUUUGAUCCAUUUCUGUCCAGUGAAAAGAUGGAGGCACUGAGGGCGGUCCACUACGACAGCUCCACUAAAAUCAUCCUCAUCUUCAAGGAGAAGUUCUGGGAGAAGGACGGCAUCAGAGGAGGAAAGAGCAUCACCGACGGGCCUUCUCGUUUCAUCUACUACCCCAGCCACACUUUCCCAACAAAUGAGAACAUCGGCGUCCUCCUGGCUUCCUACACCUGGUCUGACGACUCCCUCCUCUUCUUAGGUGCGAGCGAUGAAGAUCUGAAAGUGUUGGCUCUUAGAGAUCUGGUGCAGAUUCACGGCGAGCACAUCAGGUCUCUCUGCACAGGUGUGGUGGUGAAGAGGUGGAGCGCGGAUCCUCACAGCUUGGGUGCCUUCGCUUUCUUCACACCUUACCAGCAUUUAGAGUAUGCAGAGGAGCUCUUUAAAAGUGAAGGCAGGGUGCACUUUGCUGGGGAACACACAGCCUUCCCUCACGCUUGGAUUGAGACAUCUAUGAAAUCUGCGAUCAGGGCUGCUGCCAACAUCAAUAAAGAGGCAGCUACAACUCCACACCAUGACGAGUUCUAGGGUUUUAUAAUGAGAUGUCACUCACUUACGCAGCUACUUUAGCAAUAACUGUCGCUGAUAAUAAUCAAUGGUAUGUGCACCACUAAUGUUCCUUCAAGCUCGAUGUUCCUGUUCUGCUCGUUUCUGUCAGUGUGAUCAAAAAGGUGUUAAAUUACAAGAACCACUGCUGUCUCUCCCUUCUACUUUCAACAUGUUCAGCUGUUGUUUCACUCAUUUGCUGUGCAUACAGGUUUACAGAUGCAUCUAUAGACGUGUUUAUGUGUUUGUCAUAGGAACACAGGUUGGCUGUGUGUUUGGUAGCCCAACUUUCAAAUAUGAAAGAAUUAAAUAUGUGAGGUAAGCAAUAUUGGCUUUGGUUUUACAGAACGGAGUGGUCAGCGUUUCAAAAUCAGGUAAACGUCCAGCACAAGAUGAGUUCUAGGGUCUGGAGAAUCAAAUCCAAUUUAUUGAAUAUUAUGCUAUUAUUAAAAAGAAUAGCAAAAAGAGCAGUAUAUUGAAAUGUAAAAUGUCAUAUGUCCAUAUUGAAUUCUUAUUGUUUUACCAUUACCUCAGUCUUUCCCAGCAAAUCUCUGUAACUUUAUUAUUUCGCACCAUAUUCUUCUUGUGUUUAUCCCACAUUGGUGAAUUCUUCUUUGCAAAGAAUAAAUACUCCAAAGACAA
Molecule: messenger RNA, 2454 nt
Organism: Cottoperca gobio
Lineage: Eukaryota; Metazoa; Chordata; Actinopteri; Perciformes; Bovichtidae
Product: L-amino-acid oxidase-like
Exons: 7
Coding region: 220-1794 (524 amino acids)
Biological process (GO): amino acid catabolic process
Molecular function (GO): L-amino-acid oxidase activity
Source: RefSeq, a predicted model, not a curated record